AUGACACGACGGAGGACGCACUACAUCAACUUUAUGGCGGACGGACACUCUUCCAGGGCGUCUGCAUCGGGCAAUACUGGGACCGAUGUCCCUUCAUCUUCCGGAGCCUCCCAGGUUCCGAAUACAAUUGCGGAGCAAUCUCCACCACCGCCUCCACCACCACCUCCACCGCCGGUUGCCGAACUGGUACCCGUCCCUCCUCAACCGUAUGCCCAACUUACGGUUGAGGACUUACAAGCCCUCCCGGGACGGGGGAUUUUACGACGUUUGGUUCCCGGAAAAGCGGAACCAGGUUCUUAUUGGUUUGACUUGGAUAAUUGUGUCGGUCGGAGCGUUUCCGACACAAUUAAGAGUCAUUUUGUUGAGCCGCACUACAAUUGGAGCAAGCAACGGUGGAACUGGGACAUCAGGAUCAACGAGACGGUCCGCGAAGCUUUCUGGCUGAAGGCGCAGAAACGCCUAGUCAACACCGUUUCCGAUUGGAAGCGGAAGUGGGAGACUGACGGCGACGAAGCGAAGCCGAGUGCCAUAUCUACUUCCUGUUGGAACGGGUUGAAGGCGUACUGGCUGGACCCGCAUGCCCAGACCGUUGCGUCUAAGUGUUCGGCCGUCCGCAACCGGGUCGGUCCUGACGGUCAGAAGUUAGUAACCCCGCACACUUCUGGCCAAAUCUCUUUUGCGGGCCGACGUCUCAUGAUGGCCUAG
This is a messenger RNA of Eutrema salsugineum, 705 nucleotides long. Its product is annotated as formin-like protein 2. The coding region runs from base 1 to 705 and encodes 234 amino acids. Lineage: Eukaryota; Viridiplantae; Streptophyta; Magnoliopsida; Brassicales; Brassicaceae. The transcript has 4 exons. The record is from RefSeq and is a predicted model, not a curated record.